Triticum urartu is the source of this 1212-nucleotide messenger RNA. RefSeq names its product protein NUCLEAR FUSION DEFECTIVE 4. The record is from RefSeq and is a predicted model, not a curated record. Gene Ontology annotation, cellular component: membrane. NCBI's taxonomy places the organism in Eukaryota, Viridiplantae, Streptophyta, Magnoliopsida, Poales, Poaceae.
CAUCGGCUCCACGGCCAGCGGGCUGUCGUCCAGGGAGCACAUGGUGAGCCUCAGCGUGCUUCUGGCCGUGCCCAUGCUCAUCCCGGCGGCCCUCAAGAUCCGCGAGAGCAUGAACAAGAUCUGGGAGGCCAAGCGCGAGAACAGGAUCCACGAUCUCGGCACCGACGACGCCGUGGUCGUCAUCGAGGUGAUGGACCUCGAGACCAAGGAGGAGGAGAUCGUCGUGGCGGAGGAGAAUCCACAGGAGGAGAUCGGAGGCCUCCAGCUGCUCAAGAAGCCGGACUUCUGGCUCUACUUCUUCAGCUACAUGUUCAGCGGCACCCUGGGCCUGGUCUUCCUCAACAAUCUGGGGCAGAUUGCCGAGUCGCGAGGUCUCGGCCAGACUUCCACUCUGGUCUCCCUGUCGUCUUCCUUCGGCUUCUUCGGUCGCCUCCUCCCGUCCUUCAUGGACUACUACUCUGCAAAAAGCGGGCACAGCAUAUCGCGGACGGGGUCCAUGGCGUCGCUGAUGGCGCCCAUGGCGUGCGCCUUCUUCCUGCUGCUCAACCCGGGCAGCGUCUUCCUGUACGCGAGCACGGCCAUCAUCGGCACCUGCACGGGGGCCAUCACGUCGGUGGCGGUGUCGGCGACGAGCGAGCUGUUCGGCGCCAAGAACUUCGGCGUCAACCACAACGUCCUCGUGUCCAACAUCCCCGUCGGCUCGCUCUGCUUCGGCUACUUCUCGGCGUUCCUGUACCAGAGGGAGGCCGGCGCGCGGGGCGCCGCCACCUGCGCCGGCGCCAGCUGCUACCAGGCCACCUUCGCCAUCUGGGGCGCCACCUGCGUCGUCGGCACGCUGCUCUGCGUCGUGCUCUACGUCCGGUCGCGCAGCUUCGCCGGCAGGCUGCCGGUGAGGUUACAGUGGCUGUCGCGCGUAGCUAACUUCCUAGGCGCCCGUCAGAAGGCUUGACCCUUGACGGCGGCGGCCAUGGCGGGUGAUUUGAUUAACUUAGGAGACACGAAGCAUCGGUCUGCCGCGAUGCGAUCGAUGUAGCUUUUUGUUUUCUUCUUUUUCAUGGCUUUUCUCUUCUUGACUGAUCGAUCCCACGGAGGGGAUGCGUACACAGAUCAAGCUGGACUGAGUAGAUAUUGUGCAGGUUGAUCAUCACCUUUUCGCUGCAGAUAUAUAUGCAUAUAAAGAGUGAUUGAGGAAAAGCAGAUUUUUCCUUUUUC